GGGAUAAAGAGACAGAGAGCAAGGAUGGCACGGAACCAUUGCUUGCCAUCCAAAUUCUGCUCUAUCCAUAUGCAGAGUUUCAGAAGAAGAUGGCCUCAAAAGGAAAUCAGAAAAUGCUGGCAGAUCCUCAGACGCCUAUAUAAUUAAUUAAAUAUAGACACAAGUUGUGAAAAAGAAUGGCAAGCUUUCUGCAGUUCUUAGGUCAACAAGGUGUUUACUUUGUUUGGAAUCCCAUUUUCUUAUCUCUUCCUCCCUUGUUCUUGGCACUCUUCCUGCUCAAAUGUUUCUCCACUCCCUCAACCACCCGAUGCAAAAAACUUCCCCCUUCACCUCCAAAGCUCCCAGUCUUCGGAAACCUCCACCAAUUGGGCUUGCAGCCCCACCGCUCGCUCCGGUCCUUAGCCCAACGACAUGGCCCGUUCAUGCUGCUCCACUUUGGCUGUGUCCCCGUGCUUGUCGCCUCGUCUGCUGACGCUGCCCGUGAAAUCAUGAAGACCCAUGACCUCAUCUUCUCAAACAGACCCAAACUAAGCAUGAACGGGAAACUGCUCUACAACUUCAGGGACAUAGCCACUGCUCCUUACGGCGAAUACUGGAGGCAGAUGAGAAGCAUAUGCGUUCUCCAGCUGCUCAGCAACAGAAGGGUUGAGUCCUUAGGCACUGUGAGGCAUGACGAAAUGGUUCUUCUUGUUGAGAAGAUUGAACUGGCGACGGAGUCUUGCGGGUGGGUAAAUUUGGGCCAAAUGCUAAUGGGGAUGACAAAUGAUGUCGUGUGCAGGGUGGCACUGGGGAGAAAAUAUGGUGAAGGGGACGGUAGUAUGAGGUUUAAGGAGACGUUGGAUCAGUUUCAGGAGCUCUUGGGGGGUUUUUACAUAGGGGAUUUUAUACCAUGGCUUGGUUGGGUGAAUAGAGUGAAUGGAGUGGAUGGGAAAGCAGAGAUGGUUUUUAGGGAGUUGGACAGUUUCCUAGAUGAAGUAGUUGAAGGGCACAGCAGAAAAAGAGAGGGUGGUAAGGUCGAGGGUGAUGAAGAAAAGGACUUUGUAGACGUUUUGCUUGAGAUCCAAAAGGACAACUCGGCUGGUUUUUCUAUGGAUAGAGAGUGCAUCAAAGCGCUCAUCUUGGAUAUGUUUGCUGCAGGGACUGAUACCACUUACACGGUGCUAGAAUGGGCCAUGACGGAGCUCCUGAGGCACCCUGCAGCCAUGAAGGAACUGCAGAAUGAGGUAAGAGGAAUCAGCUCCAGUACUAAACCACACAUAGCAGAAAAAGAUCUGGGGAAAAUGCAUUACUUAAAAGCAGUGAUCAAAGAGACACUCCGUUUACAUCCUCCUGUUCCAUUACUGGUUCCACGAGAAUCCACCCAAGCUGUUCGAAUCAAUGGCUACGACAUUGCAGCUGGGACCAUGACCAUUAUCAAUGCCUGGGCAAUUGGAAGAGACCCCGCCUUUUGGGAUGAGCCCGAGGAGUUCCGGCCGGAGAGGUUCUUGAACAGUUCAAUGGAUUUUAGAGGACAAGACUUCCAACUGAUUCCAUUCGGAGCAGGGAGGAGGGGUUGUCCGGGGACUUCCUUUGCCAUGGCCACCAAUGAGAUUGUGUUGGCAAAUAUUGUCUGCCUGUUUGAUUGGGCAUUGCCUGGUGGAGCAAGAGGGGAGGAUUUGGACAUGACUGAGAAUUCUGGUAUUACUGUCCAUAGAAAGGUUCCUCUUCUUGCUGUUGCCACUCCUCAUUCUCGCUAGUGCGAGAUCUCAGGAAGCCUUUUGAUUGAUGUCUUGAGUUUAUGUAUGGGUAUGUGCACCAGAUGAUCAAAAGCUGAGAAAUGUUGUCAUCUCCUGUUGUAUUGUUGAAGAUUUGUAAACAAUUUUAAAAUUUUAGUUUGGACUCAUGUAUACUUGAGCUUGCUUUGGGUUA
Messenger RNA from Malania oleifera, 1908 nucleotides. RefSeq names its product cytochrome P450 736A117-like. The transcript has 2 exons. Gene Ontology annotation, molecular function: monooxygenase activity; heme binding; oxidoreductase activity, acting on paired donors, with incorporation or reduction of molecular oxygen. NCBI's taxonomy places the organism in Eukaryota, Viridiplantae, Streptophyta, Magnoliopsida, Santalales, Ximeniaceae. Bases 177 to 1736 code for a protein of 519 amino acids. The record is from RefSeq and is a predicted model, not a curated record.